Closterium sp. Yama58-4 is the source of this 300-nucleotide messenger RNA. The record is from the annotation of a GenBank genome assembly. Lineage: Eukaryota; Viridiplantae; Streptophyta; Zygnematophyceae; Desmidiales; Closteriaceae.
AUGUGGGGGCGGGAGGAGCAGGCAGUGAUGUUCUGCAAGACGCUCACUGCCAGCGAUACGUCCACCCAUGGCGGCCUCUCCGUGCCUCGCAAGGCCGCCGACACCUGCCUCCCUCAACUGGACAUGACGCAGGACAUCCCAUCUCAGAGGCUGAGAGCCGUUGAUAUCUACGGCAACAGCUGGAUCUUCCGCCACGUGUACAGGGGCUCGCCCAAGCGGCACCUGCUCACGACAGGGUGGAGCGCUUUUGUCUCCAGCCGAGGGCUUGUGGCAGGCGACAGGGUUCUGUUCGUGCGGUGA